GACCCACUGGACAUGGACACGCGGGGACCCAAAACCCCCGGCGGGGACGCGCUGGGCGACGCGGCAGAAAAUCUAUUUCAGGAACUUCAAGAACAUUUUCAAGCUCUGACUGCAACAUUAAACCUCAGAAUGGAAGAAAUGGGAAAUCGCAUUGAGGAUCUACAGAAGAAUGUCAGUGACCUAAUGGUGCAAGCUGGGAUCGAAAAUUCUGUUAAAGAAUAAAUGACCUGAGGAUGGUAGACCAGUCACUUGAAAAUGUGAUAAAGUCAAAACUGUACUUUUAAAAUAAUAAUUUGCAUGAGUUCUGACUUUUACUACUUAAUUUAAAAAUUCAUUCUAAUAAAAAGAAAGAUUAAAAGAAUAAACAAUCCAGGAAUAACAUAAUUCAGAAAAUGAUUAACAAAGAUGGUUGUAAAAUUUUUUCAAUACAUACCUUGUAUUUAUAAAUCAUGGAAAAAAAGCAUAAGCUACAUUAGGUCAAUAUUUUUUUCCUGAAUUAAGUUCUACAUAGAUCUUUUU
Messenger RNA from Lontra canadensis (Northern American river otter), 519 nucleotides. RefSeq names its product heat shock factor binding protein 1 like 1 (gene HSBP1L1). The coding region runs from base 13 to 222 and encodes 69 amino acids. Gene Ontology annotation, cellular component: nucleus; cytosol. Gene Ontology annotation, biological process: cellular heat acclimation. The record is from RefSeq and is a predicted model, not a curated record. Gene Ontology annotation, molecular function: transcription corepressor activity. Lineage: Eukaryota; Metazoa; Chordata; Mammalia; Carnivora; Mustelidae. The transcript has 4 exons.